ACAACAUGAUUCACUGCUAAAUGUAAACCACUGGGAGGAAAAUGGUGGCGAGCAUUCGUGUACAGAAACUGCUCCGUCGGUACAAACUUGCUAUCGCCGCUGCUUUAACAAUUCUCCUAAUCCAGGGAUUGGUGGUAUGGAGUCUCCGGAGUCUGGAGGAAGGAGAAGCCGAGCGCAGAGAACGGCAGUCUAAGCUGCCUGAUCACAACAACCAGGAUGUGAGGAGAGACUCGGAAGCCAAGGGGCAGAAUUCCCUGUCCGGGGGGUAUCACCGCCAGGUGAAGCACGACAUGGAGCGGCCGGUCGUCACUCGUCCCACCAAGAAAGGGGGAAAACGAAGAAUGAAGCCCUCCAUGAGGGAAGGAGCCGGAGUGGUGCAGGGCAUUGGAGCCGGAGAUGUCGUUGCACCGUACGAUCCAUCCAGCAGCCGUAACUUUACUGACAUGAAGGCGCAGGAAGGAGGCAAAUUCCCACCAGGCGCUCAAGGAGAACCGGGAAGCGUCGACGGCGCACCUCAGGUCCCAAGCAACGACUUUGUACCCAGCUGUGAGAUCGUUGGCAAGGAUGCUCUGUCUGCUCUGCACCGUGCUGGAUCACGCCAGUGCCGGCAGGAGAUUGCCAAUAUUGUCUGCAAACACCAGGCUGGAGAGCUGAUGCCUCAGGCUUUACCUCAGUACUGCACACAGCAUGUCUUGUCCAGUGCUGGCCAGCAAGCUGAAAUUCUAGACAACGAUUUGUCCAAAGUGGAGAACCCAGUCAGGGUGGCGUUCGUACUGAUGGUCCACGGUCGAGCCGUGCGGCAGCUCAAGCGACUCCUCAAAGCCAUUUAUCACAAAGACCAUUUCUACUACAUCCAUGUGGAUAAGCGCUCCACCUACCUGCACCGGGAAAUUGUGCACAUGGCCGAGCUGUACUCCAACGUGAGGGUCACACCCUGGCGCAUGGUCACUAUCUGGGGCGGGGCCAGUCUGCUGAAGGCAUACCUGCACAGCAUGCAGGAUUUGAUGUCCAUGCUCGACUGGAAAUGGGACUUCUUCAUCAACCUCAGUGCCACAGACUUCCCCACCAGGACCAAUGACGAGCUGGUGGCUUUCCUCUCUCAGAACCGUGACAAGAACUUCUUGAAGUCUCAUGGCAGAGAGAAUGCCAGGUUCAUUAAGAAACAGGGGCUGGACAGACUUUUCCACGAGUGUGAUAAUCACAUGUGGCGGCUAGGGGAGCGCACCAUUCCAGAGGGCCUGGACGUGUCUGGUGGCUCCGACUGGUUUUCACUCACACGUCGCUUUGUGGAGUAUGUGGUCAACUCCAAGGACGAGCUGGUGACCGGGCUGAAGCAGUUCUACACCUACGCCCUGCUCCCUGCAGAGUCUUUCUUUCACACAGUGUUGGGCAACAGCCACAUGUGUGACACCCUAGUGGACAACAACCUGCGAGUUACUAACUGGAAUCGCAAGCUGGGCUGCAAGUGCCAGUACAAGCAUAUAGUGGACUGGUGCGGAUGCUCUCCCAAUGACUUCAAACCUGCCGAUCUCAUCCGAAUUCAGCAGCUGACGCGACCCACGUUCUUCGCCCGUAAAUUUGAAUCCACUGUCAACCAGGAGGCCAUUGAUAUUCUUGAUACCCACCUGUAUGGGCAACACCCACCAGGCACUGCGGCACUUAAAGCCUACUGGGAAAGCCUGUUUGAGCGAGAGGAUGGUGUGGGAACUCUCAGCGAUGUGGCACUCACAGCCUACAUGUCCUUCUUCAGACUUGCUCUCCAUAGUCAGAAAACCAUGCAUGAGGCCUGCAGGUUUGUGCCUGUCGGCUACCCCAUAUCCGUCCAUCUCUAUUUCUAUGACGACCGUUUCCAGGGCUACCUGUUACGCCAGGAGGUGAAGACCACGGCAUCUGAGAAGAAGGAAAUGCUGGAGGUGUGGGUUGUUCCUCAGGCAACAUUACAGCUAGAGAGCAACCUAAAUGAGUUUGAGAGGCUGAAGAACCUUGAGGUGGGAACAGAAUGGGACCCCAAAGAGAGAAUUUUCCGGAACUUUGGUGGAGUGAUGGGGCCUUUGGACGAGCCCGUGGCGGUGCAGAAAUGGGCUCGUGGCCCCAACCUCACAGCCACCAUCGUGUGGAUCGAUCCUGCUCAGGUGGUCGCAGCAUCUUAUGACAUCAGCGUGGAUGUGGAGGCGGAGUUUACUCAAUACAAGCCACCGCUGCAGCGUCCCCUCAGGCCUGGAGUAUGGAGAGUCCGUGUGCUGAGGUUAUGGGAGCGUAUGGCUGAAGCUCGCUUUCUGGUCAUGCCUCUCGCUUUUAAAGGAAAGGAACCAUUUCGCAAAGAAGAGCAUACCUGGCUGCACGCAGGCCCUGCAGGAAACGUUUACCUGGAGCAGGGCUUCCAGCAGCUCGCUCAGGUUCUGAAGCUGCCUCCCAUGGAGCCUGCACUGGAGGAAUCUCAGAAGAAGGCAUCUCUGGUGGGCAAGGCUCUGGAGGGUUGGUUGGACAGCUUAGUGGGUGCCUUCUGGGGAACAGGAGACCUGUGUUCCACUCAGACAUCCCUCUGUCCCAGCGUACAGCUGUGUGCAAAGACCAGUUGGAGCUCCUUGUCCCCAGAUCCCAAAUCCGAACUUGGCGCAGUCAAAAGCAACGGCCGGAUCAGGUAGCCCAAAAGAUUUGUAGCGACAGAGGGUGAGAACACUAAAGCAAACUACAAGGGGAGAGGAGGAGCCCCUGUGAGAGAUGUUUACGGGAUACAAGUCUCUCAGAUCAUCCAAAUGAUUUCUGGUCGAGGCACUUUGUGUUAGGGACAAUCUAAGAGAAGAAUGAACUGACAUUUGCACAUGAAAACAUUUUCUAAUUGUUCAUAAAAAAAAAGUCUUUUUUUUGGUGGGGGGGUGUAGUUUGUGUCCAUAUGCAGUUUUGAUGCAAAGCCUCAACGUUUUGUUUUUUUUUUUUCUCUUUUCAGAACAAAUCAAAAUCAAGUGCACAUUUGGAUACAUUAAUUGUAGCCAAUUUCUUUUUAAAAUUAUUGUUAUUAUUUAAGCUUUACUACCUGUUCCCUGUUCAGUGGUUGGAGUUUUGCAUCAAAUUGGGUGUCAAACUGAGGUGUGUGAAGCGAAGCCAGGGGUCCACCAUUUUUUUGUGUUAUUUCAUUUUAUUCUGUGUUGGAAAUCACAACCUAGCAUUAUGAAAGCUGUUCUAUACGGUACAUUAUAAUUGUGUUCUUAUAGUUAAUGAUUUUUUUUUUAUUCAUUUUGAAGAGCUCAAAAACAAAGUAGGCAUAUAAAUCCUGUCAGGAAAGUCGUGUUGUGACGGGGGGAAAGUUCCGGAAGAAAUUACUUUAAAACCGAUACCAAAAGAUUUUUGUAAACACAACUGGUUUAGAAUUGUUGAAACCUGUUUGGGGUUCUGUGGGAUAUAUUUUUCAGUUAAAGUGUCUGACUGCAAGAAAAUUUUAGCUUGUUUUUUUUUUGUUUGUUUGUUUGUUUUUUAAACUUCAGAAGCCGUUUGAUUAAGUGCACUUUACUGUAAGAUAAAUGUCUGAACUCCAGACGAAGAGGAGGAGCUGAUGAAGUCAAUCGGGAUGUCAAACGAUCAGUGGCUCCAUUUGAAGAUUUUUCAAGUGCUGCUUAUAGAGUUACAUUUUCACCAUCACUUGGAUUGGGUACAGUUUUGGAAAAGAGCAAAAACUUACAAGCGAAAUCACCGGCCAUCAGAAAAGAAAACUCUGUGUGUGUAUGUGUGUGUUUGACUUCUGUGUGUUGGUGAAUGGCUUCUUUGGAAGCGAUGCCAGGUGGAUGUUUAUUACUGCAUAAAUGAAUUGCUAAAUGUGCUGGGCAAGCACAUGGACAAGGUGAAUGAGCUGACCCUUCAGACAAAGCAGUGGAAAGACAGCUUUCUCAUUGUACUGCCCUUCAAAUGUAAAUUCCAUGAACGCUUGGAUCUGCCACUAAUUCAUGAUCUUUGGCCAUCUCAUGUGUAAAACCUAAAGGUCAAGCUGUCGUCGACAUGGACCACAGUACUCACCCAGUUUACUGCAGAUUUCUCAUAAGCAACUCCCUAGUGAUAAAAUUUAUUACUGUUUUUGAAUCUUCUGUGCAUAUAGGAUUCUGUUUCAGCCUGCUACUGCACUACGGUACGUCCUCAUCGCGGAUAGCAAAACGUUUCGUCAGCAAUGAAGUACAGUAUUAUUCAUCGUCACAUUGCUUCAUGUGGUAAUUUCAUUUUCAUCAAGCUUUGCACAAGUGUUGACGGAAUCCUAACUAGUCCUGUGUUGUUGUUUUUUUUGUUUUUUUAAAUUGGUUGAAAGACUAAAAACUGUAAACUCAAACUCCUCUAUAGUGAUUAUCCGUAUCUUUUUCUAAGCAAGUGUCUGAAAUCGCACAUCAUAUUUGCGCUCUUAGCAAAACGUUGGUUAGCCAUGAGGUGGAGUGUUUUCUCUUCGUGUCACAGAUAAUCGAUAAAGUUUGGAUCUGGCUAGCUUCUUUGUUCUCUUUCGACUGUGUGUUCUGAACAGGA
Molecule: messenger RNA, 4500 nt
Organism: Tachysurus fulvidraco (yellow catfish)
Lineage: Eukaryota; Metazoa; Chordata; Actinopteri; Siluriformes; Bagridae
Gene: xylt2
Product: xylosyltransferase II
Exons: 11
Coding region: 42-2645 (867 amino acids)
Biological process (GO): heparan sulfate proteoglycan biosynthetic process; chondroitin sulfate proteoglycan biosynthetic process
Cellular component (GO): membrane
Molecular function (GO): protein xylosyltransferase activity
Source: RefSeq, a predicted model, not a curated record